Molecule: messenger RNA, 1588 nt
Organism: Mugil cephalus (flathead mullet)
Lineage: Eukaryota; Metazoa; Chordata; Actinopteri; Mugiliformes; Mugilidae
Gene: ilf2
Product: interleukin enhancer binding factor 2
Exons: 15
Coding region: 151-1314 (387 amino acids)
Source: RefSeq, a predicted model, not a curated record
GGUGGCGGUAUGCUCAUUUACAGACAUGGUUACAACCCGCCAAUAAACAAAGCAUAGGAAGAAGAAGCGGCAGCAGUAGCUACAAAGACAUUCAACAAAGGAACUGUUCACGUAGAAUAUUGGCAUUUGGUAAUCAAAACGUCGUACACAAUGAGAGGAGACCGAGGAAGGGGGCGAGGAGGCCGCUUUGGAUCCCGUGGUGGACUGGUUCAGGGGUACCGUCCAUUUGUUCCACACAUUCCAUUUGAUUUUUACGUGUGUGAGAUGGCCUUCCCCAGAGUGAAGCAUGCACCUGAUGAAACAGCUUUCAGUGAAAGUCUUUUGAAGAGAAACCAGGACUUGAGCCCCACACCUGCAGAGCAGUCGUCCAUCUUAUCCCUGGUAACUAAGAUCAAUAAUGUCAUCGACAACCUGAUUGUUGCACCUGGAAACUUUGAAGUGCAAAUUGAAGAGGUGCGUCAAGUGGGUUCAUACAAGAAGGGCACAAUGACAACAGGACACAAUGUUGCUGACCUGGUUGUAAUCCUCAAGAUCCUCCCUACAUUGGAGGCAGUUGCUGCUCUUGGGAAUAAAGUAGUGGAGACCCUUCGAACACAGGACCCUACUGAAGUACUGUCCAUGCUGACCAAUGAGACAGGCUUUGAGAUCAGUUCAGCUGAUGCCACCGUCAAGAUUCUCAUCACAACGGUCCCUCCCAACCUUCGCAAGCUGGACCCAGAGCUGCACUUGGACAUCAAGGUACUACAGAGUGCACUUGCUGCCAUCCGCCACGCCCGCUGGUUUGAAGAGAAUGCUUCUCAGUCAACGGUCAAAGUACUGAUUCGCCUGCUGAAAGACUUGAGGCUGCGGUUCCCUGGUUUUGAACCUCUCACACCCUGGAUCCUGGAUCUUUUGGGCCACUCAGCAGUGAUGAACAAUCCCUCUAGGCAGCCCCUGUCGCUGAACAUGGCCUACAGACGCUGCCUGCAGAUGUUGGCUGCUGGUCUCUUUCUGCCUGGGUCUGUGGGAAUCACUGACCCAUGCGAAAGUGGAAACUUCAGAGUACACACAGUCAUGAAUCUGGAACAGCAGGACAUGGUGUGUUUUACAGCGCAGACACUGGUGAGGGUUCUGUCUCAUGGAGGCUACAGGAAGAUUCUUGGUCUCGAGGGAGAUGCCAGCUAUCUGGCAACAGAGAUGUCUACAUGGGAUGGUGUGAUUGUAACUCCUUCGGAGAAGGCCUAUGAGAAACCUCCAGAGAGGAAGGAAGAAGAAGAGGAGGCUCUGGAGGAAGGAGGAGAUGGAGAGGAUGAGAGCAUGGAGACCCAAGAGUAACGAAGAGUGAAUGUUAUCUGCUCGGCCAGCUUGAUGUGUAUCCAGAAAAAUCCAGCAGCAGGAUAAGUGUUCACCAGCCGACACAGGUCCCCUGAUGUGUAUGCAUAAAAACAUUUUUGUCUUUACCUUGGUUUUCUUUCUGAUUAUGUAAUUUUGUUUAAAAUCUUUUUUUUUUUCAACAAUGAACAACAAAAUGUUCAUUUUUAAUACUUACAAAAUCUUUUCCAGACAAUGACUGACAGUAAACUGAAAUUUAUGGACAUUACCAAAAAAA